This is a messenger RNA of Phlebotomus argentipes, 981 nucleotides long. RefSeq names its product CDAN1-interacting nuclease 1. The record is from RefSeq and is a predicted model, not a curated record. The coding region runs from base 134 to 976 and encodes 280 amino acids. The transcript has 2 exons. NCBI's taxonomy places the organism in Eukaryota, Metazoa, Arthropoda, Insecta, Diptera, Psychodidae.
UAAAUUCAAAAAUUGUGAUAUUCCUCUCUUUCUGAUCCUUUUUUUACAGUGUCGAUCAGCUGUGACUUUGGGAUUGUUUACAAACUGUUGGGGUGGCUUUUCUGGUGGAGAAUCUCGUGAAAAUCUUGCGAAAAUGGUGGUUUUAAGUGUGGAGAAGUACAACAAUAUUGUGGAGUUCAUCAGAAACUUCCGUGGUCUGAUGAUAGACUGCGAGAAGGAGCUGCAGAAGGCUUUCCCUGAGUUCUCCGACACUCCUCAAGUGCUGGCCAGCAUUCUCUCUCGGGAGGUGCAGGCUCGUCUCAAAGGCACUUACUACGUCAUCCAGGCAAAGUCUGCGCAUCUCCUGCAGCAGUUUGAGAAGCAGAGCAAGGAGAAUCCGCACAGUGAUUCUCUGCUGCUGGAGAUGUCAGUGGAUUUGAGAUUCUCUCCCGUGGGUCUGGCCAGAUUGCUGCUGAUGGAGAAGUACAAGGGCUCCCGCACGAAGAGUGACGUGAGCAACAUGGUGAAGAAUCCGUACUUAAUUCCCGAUGCGGCUCUCGGGAUGAACGUCCGGAAGUGCCUGUUCAACGACAGCUUCGACGGUCCGCUCACGGACUUUAUUCGGCGCUUCGUGGGCGAAGAGCAUGAAAUUCGACUGAAGCAAAUGGCCAAGGAUGCUGGCCUGGUGUUCAAUGAUGAGGGCGAUUUGAGGCGGACGGGCUAUGACAAGACGCCAGAUCUCAAGCUGGCUAUUCCCUGUCUCUAUCGAGGCGUGCCGAUUCACUGGAUCGAGAGCAAGGCGCUCUUCGGCGACACCAGCAAUCACGAGAAGUACGUGCGUGAGCAGCUGUCGUGCUACCGCAAUCGCUUCGGCGCGGGCAUCGUCAUCUACUGGAUGGGCUACGUGGAGAGCGUCCUGGGCUGUGAUAACGACAUGAUCUUCGUGAGGGACACGUUUCCGGAGGCGAGUGAGUUGACGCUGCUUAAGAUUUGUUAGCACGU